AUGUGCCGCGCACACGGGGUUCAUGCAAACAGGCUUCUUUCCCUCGGUGGUAGAGAAGGCCCAGGACAACAGAUCAAUGGCGACUACGAGCUUGUGGAGGGAGUUCGGCCCCAUGGUCGGCCUUGCUGGCUCCGAAGAGGCAAACCCCUUCUGACCACCAACAGCAACGGCUUGGCAGAGCAUGAUGGUGAUGAACGCCCACUGUACCUGUUCUUCGGCGAGAUGGGCUACUGGAACAUCGCCGGCUCUGUGCUUGCUGCCGGUGUCCAUGUUCUGGCUCGGAGUGGCCCGGACUUUCUGUCACCCUCACCGGACGUGUGUCCAAUGCCAUGGACGGUCUUCGCAUUUGGGAAGGCGACCAAAGAUCCCAGCAUUGUUUGCUUCAGACAUGACAUCUCCAUCAGGGUUCCAGAGGCUGUCCAUGUGACUGGCUGCAGAGGGGACCAUGGCCAGCUCAAUGGAAACUAUCAGCAUUUGCAAGGCGUCCGGAUGGGCAGCCGACCCAUUUUCGUCAAAGAUGGCUUCGGUGCUCGAGGAGAGGAAGAGAGGAAAGUUCUGCACUUCAACCAGCGUGCCGGAAAAUGGUUCAUCUCCAGCGUCAUUUUGAGCGCGUUAGAGGAGCACUGCACCAACAAAUGUAAAUAUUCUCAGGAGUUGUGUUCACUUUUGCUGUGUUUUCUCGCAGGAAGAACAGAUUAG
Molecule: messenger RNA, 699 nt
Organism: Durusdinium trenchii
Lineage: Eukaryota; Dinophyceae; Suessiales; Symbiodiniaceae
Source: the annotation of a GenBank genome assembly